UGUUACACAAUCUGCAACCAUUGCACUGCAGCCAAGGCUCCUUGAGUGUAAGUGAAAGUGCUGGUAGUUCCAAACGGGACGCAACGGACACCCUGUUAAAACAACUGGAGGAAUAACUGAACAGUCCAAAGAGAAAUAUUAAAAAUCACUGAAAAAACAUUUACCCCCAACUCGAUAUUUUAGCUGAAAACAUCAAAGGAAAGUGCUAUAAAUGGCCUAACUAUUAUAUUUUGCAGUGCUUUGUUUCAGGCAAAUGAGUGUUGGAAAAGUAUUAUUCAUUUGUCAAGUUGAAAUACAUUAGUUUAUAUAACUGUGAAUUGACUCGGUUUUGCCGCUUCGGUAAUGAUGCUACUAGUACUUCCUACAGGAGCUUUGCAUUGGAACUUUUUGCCGUGUAUAAGAUUGCUGCAUAUCUAAUUACUUUGUAAGUUAACUGUCUGGAACUGUCUGUCCCAUUCCAUCACAGACAUCUGCACCAGAGAAGGAAGGGGCUGCAUUGGCUCAGCAAACCACAAUGAGCGCUUCAGUAAUGCUAAAGCAGUAUGAGAUAAAGAAACAAGAGAACUCAUUGCACAAUAUGAGUCAAACUAAAGGGCUACCUGGAUUGCCACCACUACCUCCAGAAGUAAGAGAUCAGCCAUCAGACCUUUACAAGAUUAUCGUAAGGCACAGUGAUCACCCACCAUUAAUGCAGCGCAUGUCAUGGCCUUUAGCAGUGCCAUUUAAGGAACAGCGUUAUCAUCGCAGUCCAAGUGAGUCCAUUGCCAAUAACUAUACACCCUCUGCAAGCAAUCUGAGGCUAAAAGAAUUACCAAAAGGUGCAUCUUCUCCAAGAGCAAGUUCAACCCAUGGAUCAGUUAAACAGAGAUCCAUUUCACCUUCCAGAGGAUCCCCGCCAUCUCAGAAACGAGUCAAGCUUUCAUCUACAUGUAAAUCCUCUUUGGAGGGGAUGUCAUCAACACAGGCUGGCUUUGUCAGUCCCUUAACAGCAGCUGGGCCUAGUAUACAUACCAGAAUUGCAGCUGUUAAUGAAAGCCGCCCAGUGUCUCCUAUGGAGCAGCUAAAUAUAAUGUCUAAACUUGACAAAGAAGUUCUUGAACAACAGGGUGACCCAAAUGAAAGGGACUUGGAGCGAUACUUUUACUACAUAAAUCAUGGAGUCCGUAAUGAAAUGCUGGCACCUCAAAAACCAGAACAGAUUGAAAAAGUUAUGCUGCAGUUGCCAUCUGAACUACUGAACAAUCCCAAGAUGGAGAAAUUAAUACAACUUCUUAUAGAAGAGAUUCAAAAUGACUAUGUGUUUAGUCUUAAAAAAGGCAUAGUUGAUUACAUCUUGAAAGACCCUGCUGAAAGGGACCGACUUUUUAUUAGUAGCAUUCCACUCUCUUUUCCUCAAAGAGUCAUACGUGCUCCAGUUCCAUGGCAUGAUGCAUACAGGGAAGCCAAGAGAUUUAAUGAGAACCAUCUCUUCACUGUCAAUCCCAUGAUGCUUCACCUACAACAUCUGUGGUUUACAGAGUUUGGUGACUUACGAUUCAUCCAUUUAACAGAUUUGGCUUCAGAUACCCUGCCCCUGCUUCCUGUAGAAUUUGAGGAUCUCAUUCGAAAGCAGUGUAAGGAGACUCAAAACAUUCUCAAAAACAAAUGGAUUCCAGCUUGUGUUUCUUUGUUUAUUACACACAAAGAAUCUUGGCUACACCUGGCCCCCUGCAAUGAUCAUGACUCCAUUCUGCAAAUCCAGGAAUUCUUUGCAGCAGCUGCAACCUUGAUGUCACUGCAACUAAGAGGAAUGGUUAUAAAUUCUUUAGAGGAUCUUCUCUCCUUUUUCUUAGUGCACAAGAAUGGAAAUGAUUUUGGAGAUGUCUACAAUGAAAUGCAGUUCAUUCUACCACAAAUUAUGAUAAUUCGACUCAAAGUGGAGGAGCCCAAAAUUGUCUUUGAGCCAUCCUUAAAACAAUCCUGGGACUUAAUUCAAAGCUGUUUCCUGGAAAUUAUUAAGAGUGCUGAAGGAAUUCCUAAGGUGGAAGUUGACCUUUUUCCUGAAAUUCAAGAUGAAAGACUUGUGUUAAGCACAGUAAAACCAGAUGAGCCUCUAGUGACUGACUAUAUAAAUAAAAUGAUAGAGAUUUUCAUGAAAAACACAACCGGCCCACAAAAGUAUUUAAAUAUGUAUAAGAAAUAUAGCAAUCUUCUCAACAACAAAGCUGAGCAAGACAUUGUCUCAUUUUUAAAGGAAAGACAUUCACUUCAAGCUUUUACAAAGAAACUUGACAGUUUGGAAUGUUUGAGAGGAGAGAUUGCAUCUAUGAAUAUUACCGUCCCUCUAGCAAUGUUCUGCCUGGAUGCUGUAAGUCUUCAUGAAGACCUCUGUGCUCGUGCCCAAAAACUGAAAGAGAAACUGAUAGUGUUUGAGCUGGAAGAAAACAGGGAACUAAACCAGAGCAUUUGUCGGCGAUACCAUGAAAUUUCAGAGAAGAUCAGUGAAGCACCGGAGAGCACUGAGAACAUGGUAGCACUUGUUGAAUAUCUUAGAAAAGCCAGUGAAGUCACUGUGCAUAAACUGAAAGAUGAAAUCGCUGAAGCCGCUAACCGGUUGGAGUUUUUACUAGACUACGCUACCUUUUCAUAUGAAGACAUAAAACUUAACAGUACUGUAUUCCACUGGCCAGACCAAAUCCAAACCGAAUUUGAGAUAAACAGGGGAAGACUUUUGAGCAGGAGAGAAACUGCAGAAGAGGAACUCAAGAAAAGGAUUUCGGAAUUUGAGAAAAAAAUACAGGGUUACAACAAAGAAGUGGAGACCUUUAAAAAACGGGAAGUAAUGAGUCUGGAUGAAAUGAAGAAUAAUGUUGACAAACUAAAUGAGCUGUCUAAAAGUAUUGAUGCGGCAUUUCAGGAGCUUGGGGUUAUUAAUAAAGAAGAGGAGUUGCUGGAGCGUGAAGUAAGCCAGUUUCCAUCACUGCAGACAGCAUUUACAAAUAAGCAACCCUAUGAUCAACUCUGGGUAACAGCAUAUAACUUUCAUGUCAAGUCAGAUUUAUGGAUGAAUGGUCCAUUUCAAAAACUGAAUGCAGAGGAGAUUAAUGAAGAGGUUGGGAAUAUGUGGCGCACUACAUACAAGCUUACUAAAAGCUUGGCAGACCUGCCUGGACCACGGCGGGUAGCUGAAAAUUUGAAAUUCAAAAUUGACAAAUUUAAACAACAUUUGCCUAUUCUGUCUACUAUUUGUAAUCCUGGGAUAAAGGAUAGACACUGGGAAAAGAUCAGUGCAAUUGUUGGAUUUGAAUUGAAACCUCAGAGUGAUGCAUCCUUGAUAAGCAUGUUGGAAUAUGGGCUUUCAAAGUUUAUUGACAAACUUGAAGAAGUUGGCGGGGCAGCCAGUAAGGAGUAUUCACUAGAGAAAGCAAUGGAAAAGAUGAAAUCUGAAUGGACAAACAUGUGCUUUACUUUCACUAAAUACAGAGACACAAAUACUCGCAUCCUAUCUGCAGUGGAUGAUAUCCAAGUUUUGCUAGAUGACCACAUUGUUAAAACACAGACUAUGUGUGGCUCUCCUUUUAUUAAACCAAUUGAAACAGAAAUAAGGGAAUGGGAAGAGAAACUGGUUCAGAUGCAAGAUAUUUUAGAUGCCUGGUUAAAAUGUCAAGCAACGUGGCUAUACCUUGAACCCAUUUUCAGCUCUGAAGAUAUUAUAGCUCAAAUGCCAGAAGAAGGCAGAAAGUUUGGUAUAGUUGACAGUUAUUGGAAAGAUAUCAUUGGAGAAGCAGUGAAAGAUACCCGGGUAUUGAUGGCCACUGCACAGCCAAACAUGCUAAGCAGACUACAGGAAUCUAAUGUUCUCUUGGAAGAGAUCCAGAAGGGGUUGAACACCUACCUGGAAAAGAAGAGAUUGUUUUUCCCCAGGUUUUUCUUCCUCUCCAAUGAUGAGCUGCUCGAAAUUCUUUCAGAAACCAAAGAUCCCCUCAGAGUGCAGCCACAUCUGAAGAAAUGCUUUGAAGGGAUAGCAAAACUGGAGUUCACUGAUCAGUUGGAAAUUACAGGCAUGAUUAGCUCAGAGAAGGAGACUGUUCCAUUCAUCCAGAAAAUCUUCCCUGCCAAAGCAAAGGGAAUGGUUGAAAAAUGGCUAUCUCAAGUUGAAGAGAUCAUGCUUGGUAGUCUCAGAAAUGUGAUUCAAGAUGGCAUGAUUGGAUACAGUCAGGUUCCCCGAAAAAAAUGGGUGUUGCAGUGGCCUGGCCAAGUUGUCAUUUGUGUUUCUUCCAUCUACUGGACAAGCGAAGUCUCCACAGCCAUAACAGAGGGAACAUUACCAGAGUAUUUACAGAAGAGUAACCAGCAGAUCAGUGACAUUGUCGAGCUUGUGCGAGGGAAGCUGUCGGGUGGUGCACGCAUGACCCUUGGAGCAUUAACUGUAAUCGAUGUCCAUGCUCGUGAUGUAGUUGCUAAACUUGCCCAAGAGAAAAUUAAUUUAAACGAUUUCCAGUGGAUCUCUCAGCUUCGAUAUUAUUGGGAAAAUAAUGAUGUGUUGGUACGAAUGAUCACCACAGAGGUUCAAUAUGGCUAUGAGUACCUAGGCAACUCCCCACGCUUGGUUAUCACACCUCUAACUGACAGAUGCUACAGAACCUUGAUGGGUGCAUUGAAAUUGAACCUUGGUGGUGCUCCAGAGGGACCAGCUGGAACAGGAAAAACAGAAACAACCAAAGAUCUGGCAAAAGCCAUAGCAAAGCAGUGUGUGGUCUUUAAUUGCUCAGAUGGUCUGGAUUACAAAGCCAUGGGUAAAUUUUUCAAGGGGCUCGCACAGGCAGGAGCAUGGGCAUGUUUUGAUGAGUUCAACAGAAUUGAGGUUGAAGUGCUGUCUGUGGUGGCACAACAGAUUCUUAGCAUACAACAAGCCAUCAUGCGUAACUUGAAAACGUUCAUCUUUGAGGGGACAGAACUUUCUCUAAAUCCAACUUGUACAGUCUUCAUUACUAUGAACCCUGGGUAUGCAGGCCGUGCAGAACUCCCUGACAAUCUCAAGGCUUUGUUUCGCACUGUUGCAAUGAUGGUUCCAGACUAUGCUCUGAUAGGAGAGAUUUCACUUUACUCAAUGGGGUUUAUUGACUCAAGGAGUCUUGCUCAGAAAAUUGUUGCUACCUAUCGCCUGUGCUCAGAGCAGUUAUCCUCACAGCAUCACUAUGACUAUGGAAUGCGGGCAGUGAAGUCAGUUCUGACAGCAGCAGGAAACCUCAAACUGAAAUACCCAGAGGAAAAUGAAAGUGUGCUGCUCCUCAGAGCAUUACUAGAUGUGAACCUGGCCAAAUUCUUGGCACAAGAUGUGCCUUUGUUCCAGGGUAUUAUCUCCGACCUGUUUCCUGGAGUGGUGCUCCCAAAGCCAGAUUAUGAAUUAUUCCUGCAAGCACUCAAUGACAACAUCCAGAAGAUGAAGCUUCAGCCAGUUCCUUGGUUCAUCGGGAAAAUUAUCCAGAUUUAUGAAAUGAUGUUGGUUCGCCAUGGCUUUAUGAUAGUGGGGGAUCCCCUCGGUGGCAAGACCUGUGCCUACAAAGUGCUAGCUGGAGCACUUUCUGAUCUGUAUGCAGCAAAACUAAUGGAAGAGAAUGCUGUUGAAUAUAAAGUAAUCAACCCAAAAGCCAUUACAAUGGGGCAGCUGUAUGGGUGCUUUGAUCCUGUAAGUCACGAAUGGACAGAUGGAGUACUGGCCACCACUUUCCGAGAGCAGGCAUCUUCUACCACACCAGACAGGAAGUGGAUCAUCUUUGAUGGACCAGUGGAUGCAGUUUGGAUUGAAAAUAUGAAUACUGUACUGGAUGAUAACAAAAAGCUCUGUUUAAUGAGUGGUGAAAUCAUUCAGAUGAGUGCUAAGAUGAGUUUAAUAUUUGAGCCUGCUGACUUGGAGCAGGCAUCCCCAGCAACUGUAAGCAGGUGUGGAAUGAUCUACAUGGAGCCUCACCAGCUAGGUUGGAAACCACUACAGGAAUCCUAUAUGAACACAUUACCAGCCAGCCUGAAGGAUGAACACAGGGAACUGAUUAAUGAUAUGUUUAACUGGCUUGUACAGCCCUGCUUAAAUUUCAUCCGCUUUGAAUGCCGGUUCUUGGUACAAACAUCACCCAUUCAUCUAGCCUACAGUAUGAUGAAGCUGUUCACAUGCCUCCUUGAUGAAAUAGCUGAAACUGAAAUGAAUGAGAAGGAGCCCAUGUCGAGUCAGCAGAUUACUCUUUGGCUACAGGGACUCUUCAUGUUUGCCCUGGUGUGGAGCAUUGCAGGAACAAUCAAUGGGGACAGCAGGAAGAAGUUUGAUGUUUUUUUCCGUAACCUGAUCAUGGGAACAAAUGAUGAGCACCCACGUCCCAAAAGUGUAAAGCUCACAAAAAAUAAUGUAUUUCCAGAGAGAGGAACUGUGUUUGACUAUUACUUCUACAAGGCUGGCAGUGGACAGUGGAAUAACUGGAUUGAUUAUAUCACCAAAGAAGAGUUAUCUAUUCCUGCCGGAGCCAAGGUAUCCGACCUCAUAAUCCCAACUGUCGAAACAGCCAGGCAGAGCUUUUUCCUGAAAACAUAUCUGGAUCAUGAGGUUCCUUUUCUUUUUGUGGGCCCCACUGGUACAGGGAAAUCAGCCAUUACCAAUAACUUCUUAGUUCAGCUGCCGAAGGGAAAAUACACCCCCAAUUGUAUCAACUUUUCAGCUAGAACAUCUGCCAAUCAAACCCAGGAUAUCAUUAUGUCAAAGCUGGACAGAAGAAGGAAAGGUGUCUUUGGUCCACCUGUGGGAAAAAAAUCAGUGGUGUUUGUAGAUGACCUAAACAUGCCUGCAAAGGAAGUGUAUGGAGCUCAACCCCCCAUCGAACUACUGCGGCAGUGGCUUGACCAUGGCCACUGGUAUGACAGGAAGGAUACAUCUAGAUUAGAUAUUGCUGAUGUUUUGUUUGUCUCAGCAAUGGGUCCACCUGGUGGAGGGAGGAAUGACAUUACAGGUCGAUUUACUCGUCAUUUAAAUAUCAUUUCCAUUGACUCCUUUGAUGAUGAGACAUUAACCAAGAUUUUUACAUCUAUUGUUGACUGGCAUUUUGGCAAAGGAUUUGACCCGGCAUUCUUGAGACUAGGUAAAAUUAUGGUGCAAGCUACAAUGUCAGUUUACAAAGCGGCAGUGGAGAACUUUCUUCCAACUCCAUCCAAAUCCCACUACGUAUUCAACCUUCGUGACUUUUCCCGAGUAAUUCGUGGAGUGUUGCUCUGUCCACAUACGCACCUUCAGGAAGGGGAUAAGUUAAUACGCCUUUGGAUCCAUGAAGUAUACCGUGUUUUUUAUGAUCGAUUGAUUGAUAAUGAAGAUAGGCAGGUUUUCUUCAACAUUGUAAAAGAGCGAACAUCUAACUUCUUCAAGCAAACUAUUGAUAAGGUGCUUAGCCACCUGACUCUUUCAGGGAAAGUUACUGAUAGCAACAUUCGCAGUCUGUUCUUUGGAGACUUCCUCAAGCCUGAUGCGGAUGUUAAGGCCUAUGAUGAAAUUACAGACCUGAAGCAGCUCACAUCUGUAAUGGAAUACUAUAUGGAGGAGUACAACAACAUUAGCAAGGCACCAAUGUCCUUAGUCAUGUUCAAGUUUGCUAUCGAGCAUAUUUCACGGAUUUGUAGAGUAUUGAAGCAAGAUAAUGGCCAUCUGCUGUUGGUUGGAAUCGGUGGAAGUGGGAGACAGAGCGCCACUAAACUGGCUACUUUCAUGAAUGAUUUUGAAUUAUUUCAGAUUGAAAUUACCAAAAACUACACCCGAAAUGAAUGGAGAGAUGACGUUAAAAAAGUCAUGCUAAAGACAGGAGCCGAGGGCAAGUUCACUGUUUUCUUGUUUAGUGACAACCAGAUUAAGGAUGAACUGUUUGUGGAAGACAUAAAUAUGCUUUUGAACACAGGUGAUGUGCCCAAUAUCUUUGCAGCAGAUGAAAAAGCUGAAAUAAUUGAAAAGAUGCAGAAUGUUGCAAGGGCAGAAGGCAAGCGAAUUGAUGCUACCCCUUUAUCAAUGUACAACUAUUUUAUCGAAAGAGUAAAGCAAAACCUACAUAUUGUCUUAGCUAUGAGCCCAAUUGGAGAUGCUUUUCGCAAUCGCUUACGAAUGUUCCCUUCACUAAUAAACUGCUGUACCAUUGACUGGUUCCAGUCCUGGCCAACAGAUGCUUUAGAAAUGGUAGCAAAUAAGUUUUUAGAAGAUGUAGAACUCGAUGAUGACAUCAGAAAACAAGUCGUCUCAAUGUGCAAGUACUUCCAAGAAAAUGUAAAAGAACUCUCUGAAAAAUUUUAUUCUACACUGAGAAGACACAAUUAUGUAACACCAACAUCCUACCUAGAGCUAAUUCUGACCUUCAAAGCCUUACUGAAUAGCAAACGGCAUGAAGUUGAUCUGAUGAGAAAUCGCUAUUUAGUAGGUCUAGAGAAACUCCAGUUUGCUGCUUCACAGGUUUCAGUGAUGCAAAAGGAGCUGACAGCUCUCCAACCAGAGCUUAUUAAAACAUCUGCUGAGACAGAGAAGAUGAUGGUUAAAAUUGAACAGGAAACAGUUGAAGUUGAUGCUAAGAAAGAGCUUGUUUCAGCUGAUGAGAAGGUGGCAAAUGAAGCUGCAGCUGCUGCAAAAGCCAUAAAGGACGAGUGUGAAGGAGAUCUUGCUGAAGCCAUGCCUGCGCUUGAAGCUGCAGUUGCAGCAUUGGAUACACUGAAACCUGCUGAUAUCACAGUAGUUAAAAGUAUGCAACAGCCACCAGGACCUGUCAAACUAGUUAUGGAAAGCAUCUGUGUCAUGAAGGGAAUAAAACCAGAAAGGAAGCCAGAUCCAAGCGGUUCCGGUAAAAUGAUUGAAGAUUUUUGGGGACCAUCAAAAAGACUUCUAGGUGACAUGAAAUUCCUUGACAGCCUUAAGACAUUUGACAAAGAUAAUAUUCCAGCUGCUGCCAUCAAGAGAAUAAGGGAAAAAUUUAUAGAACAUCCAGAUUUUCAGACUUCAGUCAUCAAAAAUGUGUCAUCUGCCUGUGAAGGCUUAUGCAAGUGGGUGAGAGCUAUGGAAGUAUAUGAGCGUGUGAAUAAGGUUGUUGCCCCAAAGCGGGAACGUCUCAAAGAAGCUGAGGCUGAGCUUGCAGUUCAGAUGGAGAAACUGAACAAAAAACGUGCUGAGCUUAAAAUGGUAGAAGACAGACUCCAAGCACUGAAUGAUGACUUUGAAACCAUGAAUAAUAAGAAAAUAGAGUUGGAAAAUAAUAUUGAUAUAUGUUCACAGAAGUUGGUACGUGCUGAGAAGCUGAUUGGGGGUCUUGGAGGAGAAAAAGACAGAUGGACAGAGGCAGCCCGGUUGUUAGGACUUAAGUAUAUCAACCUUACUGGUGAUGUGCUUCUGUCUUCGGGGACAGUAGCUUAUCUGGGAGCAUUCACAGUAGACUUUCGCCUGGAAAGCCAAAACCAGUGGCUGGCCUUGUGCAAGGAAAAACAGAUCCCUUGUUCUAAUGACUUCAGUCUGAGUAAUACCUUAGGUGAUCCAGUAAAAAUCCGUGCCUGGCAGAUUGCAGGUUUACCAGUUGAUUCAUUUUCUGUUGACAAUGGUAUCAUUGUGUCCAAUUCUAGAAGGUGGCCACUAAUGAUCGAUCCACAGGGACAAGCUAAUAAGUGGGUUAAGAACAUGGAGAAGUCAAACAAACUAGCUGUGAUUAAACUGUCAGAUACUAACUACAUACGGACACUAGAAAAUGCCAUUCAAUUUGGAACAGCUGUUUUACUAGAAAAUAUCGGUGAAGAGGUUGAUGCUGUUCUGGAACCUGUUUUGCUGAAGCAGACAUUUAAGCAACAGGGUGUAGAGUACAUAAGAUUAGGUGAAAAUAUCAUUGAAUACUGUAAAGAUUUUAAGUUCUAUAUGACUACCCGCCUUCGAAAUCCCCACUAUCUUCCAGAGGUAGCAGUAAAAGUUUGUCUUCUGAACUUCAUGAUAACACCACUUGGCCUCCAGGAUCAGUUACUAGGAAUAGUAGCUGCUAAGGAAAAACCUGAACUGGAAGAAAAGAAAAACAAACUAAUCAUAGAAAGUGCCAGUAACAAGAAACAACUUAAAGAGAUAGAAGAUAAAAUUCUUGAAGUUCUUUCAGCAUCACAAGGAAAUAUUUUGGAAGAUGAAACAGCCAUUAAGGUCUUAUCUUCCUCCAAACUACUCUCAGAAGAAAUCUCUGAAAAACAAAUGAUUGCAUCAGCAACUGAAAAAGAAAUUGAUGCUACCCGUCUGGGUUACAAACCAGUAGCUGUGCAUUCAUCCAUUAUAUUUUUUUGCAUUUCAGAUUUAGCAAACAUUGAACCAAUGUACCAGUACUCUUUAACUUGGUAUAUUAAUCUUUAUGUACACUCCAUUGCUCACAGCAACAAAAGUGAUGACUUGUCUGAAAGAAUUGAAAAUAUUACAGAACAUUUUACAGUGAGUAUUUAUAAUAAUGUGUGCCGCUCCUUGUUUGAGAAAGACAAGCUGCUCUUCUCUCUUCUUUUGACUAUAGGAAUAAUGAAAGGAAAAGGCAAAAUAGAUGAUGAAAUAUGGCGCUUCCUUCUGACAGGAGGUGUUGCACUCGAGAAUCCCCAUCCUAAUCCAUCGCCUGAUUGGCUGUCUGACAAAUCAUGGGCAGAAAUUGUGAGGGCAUCUAAUUUAAAAAAUCUUCAUGGAUUUAUGGAUCAUGUCAAAUCCAACAUUUCAACUUGGAAAACAAUAUAUGAUUCUGCAAAACCUCAGGAAGAACCACUUCCGGAUGAAUGGAGGACUCUGAAAGGCUUAGAUUACAUGGUUGUUCUCAGAUGUCUCAGGCCUGAUAAAAUUGUUCCAGCUAUACAGAAUUUCAUUGCAGAGAACAUGGGGCAGACAUAUAUUGAAUCACCAACUUUUGACCUUGCUGGAAGCUACACUGACUCAAACUGCUGUUCACCACUGAUUUUUGUCCUGUCUCCUGGAGCUGACCCAAUGGCAGGCUUGCUGAAGUUUGCAGAUGACCUGGGUAUGGGUGGAACAAAUAUUCAGACUAUUUCCCUUGGUCAGGGCCAAGGACCAAUUGCAGCUAAGAUGAUAGAAGAUGCUAUCAAGGAUGGUACAUGGGUUGUACUACAGAAUUGUCAUCUUGCUACCAGCUGGAUGCCUACUUUGGAGAAAAUCUGCGAGGAAGUGAUAAUCCCUGAAAACACCAAUCCUAAAUUUAGACUCUGGUUAACAAGCUACCCUUCAGACAAGUUUCCAGUCAUUAUACUUCAGAAUGGAGUAAAGAUGACAAAUGAACCUCCCAAAGGCCUUCGAGCUAAUCUUUUACGUUCAUACCUCAAUGACCCAGUAUCAGAUGCUGCAUUUUUUAACAGCUGCAAGAAGCAAGAUAUCUGGCAAAAGUUGCUUUUUGGGCUUUGCUUUUUCCAUGCUCUUGUUCAAGAGAGGCGGAACUUUGGUCCACUUGGUUGGAAUAUUCCUUAUGAAUUUAAUGAAUCAGAUCUUCGAAUCAGCAUGAGGCAAAUUCAGAUGUUUUUGAAUGAAUAUGAAGAGACCCCACUGGAUGCUUUGACAUAUCUGACAGGGGAAUGCAACUAUGGUGGAAGAGUAACAGAUGACAAGGACAGACGUCUUCUUCUCUCACUUCUCUCAAUUUUCUACAAUAAACAUCUUGUAAAAGAAGAGAAGUAUAUGCUGUCUGCUGAUGAUGUCUACUAUGUCCCCCCACAUGGCCCUUAUCAGACCUACGUUGACUACAUACGAAGUCUGCCAAUAACGGCCCAUCCAGGAGUUUUCGGACUUCAUGAAAAUGCUGACAUCACCAAAGACAAUCAGGAGACGAAUCAGCUUUUCAGUGGAGUGCUGCUGACUCUUCCCAGACAGUCAGGGGGAAGUGGAAAGUCCCCACAGGAAGUGGCUGAAGAACUAGCAACAGAUAUUCUUUCCAAGCUGCCACAGGAUUUUAACCUGGAAAUGGUAAUGGGAAAGUAUCCAGUACUGUAUGAAGAAUCUAUGAAUACAGUUCUCAGACAAGAGCUCAUCCGGUUUAAUAGACUCACCCAAGUUAUACGCAGUAGUCUUAUAAAUAUACGGAAGGCUAUCAAAGGUCAAGUGCUGAUGUCUUCAGAACUGGAGAAUGUUUUUAACAGUAUGUUGGUAGGAAAAGUGCCAGCUAUGUGGGCAUCCAAAUCCUAUCCAUCACUGAAACCACUUGGAAGUUAUAUAAGUGACCUUUUGGCACGGCUUCGAGUAUUCCAGGACUGGAUAGACAAUGGACCACCCAAUGUGUUUUGGAUAUCGGGAUUCUACUUUACACAGUCAUUUUUGACUGGUGUGUCACAGAAUUUUGCCAGAAAGUACAAAAUACCAAUUGAUCACAUUGGCUUUGAAUUUGAGGUUUUAGAUCAAGAAGGUGACAUGGAGCAAAAACCAGCAGAUGGAGCAUAUGUGAAAGGCCUUUUCUUAGAAGGUGCCCGUUGGGACAGGCAACAAAUGGUUAUUGGAGAAUCCUUACCAAAAAUACUGUACGAUUCCUUGCCAAUUAUAUGGCUGAAACCUGGAGAAAGUUCAACAUUUUUGCACCAGCGUGUUUACUUCUGCCCAGUAUACAAGACAAGUGCAAGAAGAGGCACUCUGUCCACCACUGGGCAUUCUACCAAUUACGUUCUCUCAAUAGAAUUGCCAUCGGACAAGCCAGAAAAGCACUGGAUAAACCGGGGUGUUGCAGCCCUGUGUCAACUGGAUGACUGAGCUCAUGCAUGAAUCUGGCAAAGCGUUAUAGCAUGAACAAAAUAGAUUAGCCAUUACUUGAACCAGGACAACACAUAUCUUUUAUUAAAUCCCUUGAGAUUUUUGCGUGAUCUAUUGUUUUGCAUUGCAUCUUCUGUCAGUACUUUUCAGUCUGUCAUUCUAGCUUCACAGUAAGGGAAUUGGCAAUUCAAAGACUUCUGUAUGGCAUUUAAAUCAAUAAAUUUAAGACCCAAAGUAAAUAAAUUCAUAUAGAGGAAUGAAUGCUAUUAGUAUGUUCUCUUUUACUGCUACAAAACCAAAUGAAAUAAAAGUAUUGUUUUUGAGA
Messenger RNA from Protopterus annectens (West African lungfish), 13052 nucleotides. RefSeq names its product dynein axonemal heavy chain 3 (gene DNAH3). Gene Ontology annotation, cellular component: dynein complex. The transcript has 61 exons. Bases 515 to 12727 code for a protein of 4070 amino acids. The record is from RefSeq and is a predicted model, not a curated record. Gene Ontology annotation, biological process: microtubule-based movement. Lineage: Eukaryota; Metazoa; Chordata; Ceratodontiformes; Protopteridae. Gene Ontology annotation, molecular function: dynein intermediate chain binding; ATP binding; dynein light intermediate chain binding.